Pteropus alecto (black flying fox) is the source of this 2582-nucleotide messenger RNA. RefSeq names its product acyl-CoA dehydrogenase family member 9 (gene ACAD9). The transcript has 19 exons. The coding region runs from base 128 to 2080 and encodes 650 amino acids. Lineage: Eukaryota; Metazoa; Chordata; Mammalia; Chiroptera; Pteropodidae. The record is from RefSeq and is a predicted model, not a curated record. Gene Ontology annotation, molecular function: acyl-CoA dehydrogenase activity; flavin adenine dinucleotide binding.
CAGGCUAGUGGCGUCAUCUGGCGGGGCGGUGUAAGCUAGUGGCGUUGUCUGGCGAGAGCCAGGUGCAUAUCACUGAGGCACGGAGAAGGUGGUGGUUGUGGUGAGAGCGUGAAGGAUUUGGGGCAGUAUGGGCUGCUGCGGGUUAUUCUUGCGCACGACAGCGGCGGCGCGUUCUUACCGGGCUCUAGUGGGCUUCACUGAGAGUCGGCGCCCGCUGCGCACCUGUCCGCCGAGCCGAGCUUUCGUCAAGGAGCUCUUCCUGGGCAGAAUCGAGAAGAAAGAAGUUUUCCCAUUCCCAGAAGUUAGCCAAGACGAACUUAAUGAAAUCAACCAGUUUGUGCGACCCAUAGAAAAAUUCUUCACUGAAGAGGUGGACUCUCGAAAAAUUGACCAGGAGGGAAAAAUCCCAAAGGAAACUUUAGAGAAACUGAAGAGACUGGGGCUUUUUGGGAUGCAAGUCCCAGAAGAAUAUGGUGGCCUGGGCCUCUCCAAUACCAUGUAUGCGCGGCUAGGGGAAAUUGUCAGCCUGGAUGCGUCGAUCGCUGUGACCCUGGCAGCACACCAGGCUAUUGGCCUCAAGGGGAUCAUCUUGGCUGGUAGCAAGGAGCAGAAAGCCAAAUACCUGCCCAGACUGGCAUCUGGAGAACAUAUUGCUGCCUUCUGCUUGACAGAGCCAGCCAGUGGGAGUGAUGCUGCCUCCAUCCAGACCAGGGCUACGUUAAGUGAAGAUAAGAAGUACUACAUCCUCAAUGGAUCCAAGGUCUGGAUCACCAAUGGAGGCCUGGCCAAUAUUUUUACCGUGUUUGCUAAGACCAAGGUUGUUGAUUCUGACAGCUCAGUAAAGGACAAAAUCACAGCAUUCAUAGUAGAGAGAAACUUUGGUGGAGUCACUAAUGGGAAGCCUGAGGAUAAGUUAGGCAUCCGUGGCUCCAACACCUGUGAAGUCCAUUUUGAAAAUACCAGGGUACCCAUUGAAAAUGUUCUUGGAGAAGUUGGAGGUGGGUUUAAGGUGAGUUGCCGGCUCAGCCUUCUGUGCUUGCAAGGUGGAGAGAGGAGAAAUCGGCUCCCAGAAGAGCAAGUAUGUGGGGAUGAUUCUAUGAAUCUGGAUAGUUUAAUAUUUAAGAAACUAUGUGUACACAACGGUGUGGCUGGGAUGCUCAAGAAAUUGAUUGAAAUGACUGCUGAAUAUGCCUGCACGAGGAAACAGUUUAACAGGAACCUCAGUGAAUUUGGAUUAAUUCAGGAAAAGUUUGCCUUGAUGGCUCAAAAGGCUUAUGUAAUGGAAAGUAUGGCCUACCUCACUGCAGGGAUGCUGGACCGACCAGGGUUUCCUGACUGCUCUAUCGAGGCUGCCAUUGUGAAGGUGUUCAGUUCAGAGGGCGCCUGGCAGUGCGUGAGUGAGGCGCUGCAGAUCCUCGGGGGCUCGGGCUACAUGAGGGACUACCCAUAUGAGCGCAUGCUGCGUGACGCUCGCAUCCUUCUCAUCUUUGAGGGAACUAAUGAGAUUCUCCGGAUGUACAUCGCCCUGACAGGCCUGCAACAUGCCGGCCGCAUCCUGACUGCAAGGAUCAGUGAGCUCAAACGAGGCAACGUGACCACUAUUCUUGAAACUGUUGGCCGGAGGCUUCGGGACUCCAUGGGCCGAACUGUGGACCUGGGGCUGACAGGAAAGCUCGGAGCUGUGCAUCCCAGUGUUGCGGAGAGUGCAAGCAAACUUGAAGAGAAUGUUUAUUACUUUGGCCGCACUGUGGAGACGUUGCUGCUCCGAUUUGGCAAGACCAUCGUGGAGGAGCAGAUGGUCUUGAAGCGGGUAGCUGACAUCCUCAUCAACCUAUACGGCAUGACGGCUGUACUGUCUCGGGCCAGCCACUCCAUUCGAGCAGGACUUCGGAACCAUGACCAUGAGGUUCUUUUGGCCAACAUCUUCUGCGUGGAAGCUUAUUCCCAGAAUCUCUUCACCCUGUCUCAGCUGGACAAGUAUUCUCCAGAAAAUCUAGACGAACAGAUCAAGAAAGUAUCCCAGCAGGUCCUAGAGAGGCGAGCAUACGUCUGUGCCCACCCUUUGGACCGGAUGUCCUGAAGCAGAGGGAUGAUGUAUACUGCUGCUGCCACCCCCCAGGCCAUAGCCUGUUGCUGGACAACUUUCACUCUUUUUGCUAGAAGAUAUAGAACUUGGAGUUAUUCCAACUUGAGCCAUUUCUUCCUAGUCUUCACCUGAAGGCUCCUAAGGGAGCCUUGUCUAGGCUUUGACCUGUGGCCACUACUGCCUGACAUGAUCGCAGGAUCUGAAGAGAGGUGGAGAGAGAAUGAAAUUGCUGAGACCUGUGAUCUGAGGAUAUACUGCUAGUUUAGGAGACUUCACCGUGGAAACUGGGACUGGUGCUGCUUUGUGGCUUGCAACUGUGGGGACCUUUUCCAGGCAUGCUUAACCUUUUCUGCUAGGCCACACAUUCUCCAAGAAACACCUUGAAAACUGUGUACAUGUCAUUUAUUCAUACUAGAAGCAAAAUGCACUUAAAACAUGUACCAGGAACCAUUUAUUAAAAAAGAAUGUAAAAUGGCAGUUUGUAUUUACCCUUCAA